UAUUUGCGUACUCUCUAACAUAAACGUGGUUGUUUCUACACGGAAGUAAAUUCUGAUACGCCUGUAUUUCGGAAGUUGCCGGCGGAAGUAGAUUUGUAAGCGCAAGAAAACAAACCUACAAUGAAUCCGCUUACUAAAGUGAAGCUCAUCAAUGAACUGAAUGAGAGAGAAGCUCAUCUCGGCAUUAAGGACUCGGUGUCAUGGCAUUCAGAGUACAAGGACAGCGCCUGGAUUUUCAUCGGUGGAUUUCCGUACGAACUGACCGAAGGAGACAUCAUCUGUGUUUUCUCGCAGUACGGAGAGAUCGUCAACAUAAACCUGGUGCGUGAUAAGAAGACGGGAAAGUCCAAGGGCUUUUGUUUUCUCUGCUAUGAGGAUCAGAGGAGCACAAUUCUAGCAGUGGAUAACUUCAACGGCAUCAAGAUCAAAGGCCGGACGUUGCGUGUGGACCACGUGUCUAAUUACCGUCCACCCAAAGACUCGGAGGACAUCGACGACAUCACCAAGAAUCUCAGGGAGCAAGGCUGCGCUCCCACGGUCGCGUCUUCGUCCGAGUCGGAAUCGGAAGGCGAAUAUCUUUUGCCGUUAAAGAAACCGAAAAAGGAUAAAAAAGAAAAGAAGAAAAAGAAGAAGGAUAAGAAAGAAAAGAAGAAGGAAGCAAAAGAGGAAAAGCGCACAGCGCAGACAGACUCCCCCUCCGCUCCUGCCAUGAGGGUGAAGAAGGAGAAAGAGGACACAGGUUAUGAGAAGUACACCCUGAAGGGGGCGCAAGAGUCCAGAGGUCAAGAGACGAGGAGCUCGCGGGAAAGAAUGGAGGAUCAGUACGGAAAUCACAGGAGAGGAGGAGAGAGGGAGGAGGAAAGGAGGAUGGGAAGGAGUAGAGACGAGGCAAGAGGGAAAGACGAGCAGCAGCGUCCACGCGAGAGAGAAAGAGAGAGGGACAGAGAAAGGGACAGGGGUAAGGACAGACAUCGAGAGAGAGACGGAGAAAAAGAUAGAGAUCGAGAACGACACCAUAGAGACAGAGAGAGAGAAAAAUGGAGAGACUCGGAAUACAGACGCAACUGAAACAAGGACGGCUUCACGGAGCCCACGUAUUCUCUUUCUCCCAUGUCGUGUUGUGACAUCAUAACACCUGUUUUUGUCGUAUUGUAAAUAAAAGAUUUUUGUUUUUAAACACA
Hemibagrus wyckioides is the source of this 1181-nucleotide messenger RNA. It is a transcript of the gene rbmx2, whose product is annotated as RNA binding motif protein X-linked 2. Bases 121 to 1068 code for a protein of 315 amino acids. Gene Ontology annotation, molecular function: RNA binding. Gene Ontology annotation, cellular component: U2 snRNP; precatalytic spliceosome; catalytic step 2 spliceosome. Gene Ontology annotation, biological process: mRNA splicing, via spliceosome. The record is from RefSeq and is a predicted model, not a curated record. The transcript is spliced from 6 exons. Lineage: Eukaryota; Metazoa; Chordata; Actinopteri; Siluriformes; Bagridae.